This is a messenger RNA of Dipodomys ordii (Ord's kangaroo rat), 567 nucleotides long. RefSeq names its product transcription elongation factor A (SII)-like 6 (gene Tceal6). NCBI's taxonomy places the organism in Eukaryota, Metazoa, Chordata, Mammalia, Rodentia, Heteromyidae. The record is from RefSeq and is a predicted model, not a curated record.
AUGGAGAAACUCCCUAGCGAAAACGAGGGCAAGCUGGACAAGGAGGGAAAGUCAGACGAUGAAGUAGAACCUGAGGCUGAAGGAAAGUCGGAGGAAGAAGGGAAUCAAGAAGAGGAGGGGAAGGCAGCACGGGAGGGCCAGCUGGAGGGUGAGGGAGGGCCAAAGGAGGAGGGCCACCCCCGGGAUGAGGACAAGUCAGGGAAGCAGGGAAAGUCGUCAGAAGAUGAGGGCCAGCCACCAGGUGAGGGCAAGGCAGAGCCCCAGGCCAAGGCAGCCAGCGAGACACGCGCAGCUGAAAAGCGUCUGGCUGAAGAUUACGUGCCCCGGAAAGCAAAAAGAAAAACCGACCGCGGGACCACGGAUGACUCUCCCAAGAACUCUCGGGAGGACUUACAGGACAGGCAUCUGAGCAGUGAGGAGAUGAUGAGAGAGUGUGCUGAUACGUCCAGGGCUCAGGAAGAGCUAAGGAAAAAACGAAACAAAAACAAAAUGGAAGAAUGUCACUGGAUGCAAAGAGAUGCGCAGGAUACAUUCACCCGAGGGCCCAACGGGGUGUCAGGGGAUUGA